AUGGGCUUCUUUACUACCAGCCAUCCCUUUAAUCCCCGCACCUCCAUCCCUGACCUCAAGUCCAAAGUCAUUCUUGUCACUGGUGGCAACAAUGGGCUGGGCAAAGAGGCCAUUCUACAACUCGCCCGCCAUGGUCCCGCCAAAAUCUACAUGGCUGCCCGAUCUGCCGACAAGGCUACUGCCGCCAUCAACUCCAUCAACAAUCAGCUCACCGUCGACACUGUCAUCGAGCAUCUACCUCUCGAUCUAUCAUCCCUACAAUCAGUCAGAGAAGCCGCCGAGAUAGUCAAAUCCACGUCCUCUCGCCUCGAUAUCUUGAUGCUCAAUGCUGGUAUCAUGGCCACGCCUCCGGGCCGUACCCACGAAGGCUUUGACGAUCAGAUGGGCGUCAACCAUAUUGGUCACUUCUACCUUACGCAGCAGCUACUCCCCCUCCUUACCGUCACCGCCGCGGCAGGCAACGACGUGCGUGUGGUCUCUCUUACCAGCGAAGCACACAACCUGGGACCUUCAUCUCUCGACAUCAUCUUCAACACCGAGCGCCUAAUCCAGACAUCGCCCUGGUCCCGCUACGGCGCCUCCAAGGCUGCCAACAUCAUGUUCGCGGCCGAACUCGCACGUCGGUACCCACAUUUCACUACCGCCAGUCUACAUCCCGGCAUCAUCAUGACGGAUCUGCAUACGCCCGGUCAGCAGAGCCACAGUUUCGUCGGUCUGUUCAUGAAGUACAUGAGCCCGUUCAUCACGCAAGACGUGCCGCACGGCGCCUACAACCAGCUUUGGGCGGCGACAACCAAUGAGGAGCUGACCAGUGGUGGGUACUAUACUCCUGUGGGAAGGCUCCAGAAGAACACCAAGUGGGCCAAGGAUCGCGAAGCCGGAAGACGAUGUUGGGAGUGGACGGAGGAGGAGCUGAAGAAGGCUGGGUUUUAG
Messenger RNA from Cyphellophora europaea CBS 101466, 933 nucleotides. RefSeq lists its product as uncharacterized. The transcript has a single exon. NCBI's taxonomy places the organism in Eukaryota, Fungi, Ascomycota, Eurotiomycetes, Chaetothyriales, Cyphellophoraceae. The coding region runs from base 1 to 933 and encodes 310 amino acids. The record is from RefSeq and is a predicted model, not a curated record.